Lytechinus variegatus (green sea urchin) is the source of this 810-nucleotide messenger RNA. Its product is annotated as death-associated protein 1-like. The transcript is spliced from 3 exons. The record is from RefSeq and is a predicted model, not a curated record. Lineage: Eukaryota; Metazoa; Echinodermata; Echinoidea; Temnopleuroida; Toxopneustidae. Bases 107 to 427 code for a protein of 106 amino acids. Gene Ontology annotation, molecular function: death domain binding. Gene Ontology annotation, biological process: cellular response to amino acid starvation; negative regulation of autophagy; apoptotic signaling pathway.
UUUACUUUUUUUGCAUGCAAUUUUCGAUGCGACGUGGACGACAACAACAAGCAAAGACGAAGGUGAAACGUGUUCAUAUUUUCCACGAAUAUUUGAGCUCAUAAUUAUGUCAUCACCAGGAAAACCAGAUUUAAAAGGUGGACAUGCCCCUGCAGUGAAGGUUGGAGGCAUGAGGAUACCGGGAAAAGUCCACCCUGAAAAAGCCACCAAAGAACCAGAUGUUGAAGAUGAGGAAUAUGAGGAGACAUCAGGAAAGAGCCCUCCGGCGAAUGAGACAAGGGUAUUGAUAUCUGGAGCUCCAUCACAUGGUAACAAGGACUUCCCACCAGAAGCCAUCAAACAGUUCCACGAGAAACCAAUGCCAACUCACCAGAAGAACGUAUCCACUAAACCCAUCAAAGUGGUUCAACAGCCGAGGAAGAAUUAGGAUAUCGUCAACAGCAAAGCAAAACAAGUGCAAAUAUGAUAUUUGGUCUGUGCUUUGGACCCCAUUUGUGGGGAGAUCAUCAAUGACGAGUAGUCAUCUUGAUUUAAAGGUGUUCAGAAAGUGAUCCUUUGAAAGGUAUUCUGCAUGAUGCCUUGGAAUGAAACAGAGAAUUAUUGAUUUUAACAAAAUAUGCUGAAAUAUCAGAAACAAGACAAAUCAUUAACAUUUAUUGAUAUAGUUUGGAGGAAUAUUUUUAAGAUACCUGGUUAUUUUUUAUUUAGUUAGUGUCAAACACGCUUGAUGAAGCCAUUUGAUGGUUUGAAAAGAAUUUGAUUCUUAUUUUGAAUAUUGGAAAUUCCAUGUCUUUUAAUCAUGAUGAGUAA